AUGUAUUAAAGCCUAUAUAAAUAUUGAAUCACUAGAACACGAAUCAAAAGGAUUUCAGCACGUUUAGGAGCUUAGUUUUGGAGCUACAAAGAUGCAUAGCGUAUUUAUGAUCGUGCUGUUGGUUGGUUGUGUGGCAGUUAGCUACACUACUGCCUUUGAAGAUGACUUUACUGAUGGAAUUGAGACACGUAGAGGACUGUCCUUGGGAAGUAUUGGAGGUGAUGACAGGCUGUUAUCCAAUACCAAUCACGCAUCUGAUGGAGCCGCUUUCGUGGUGCAAACCCAAGAAGUAGUUAUACGUCCAGUUUCAUAUACGAACAUCACUGCAAUUCAAGUGACUGAAGUAGGAGGCGCCCAUAAUGCACAAGUGAGUGUCGUUGAUGGAGGCAUCGGGAAGAAUUUCGUCAGACUCAGUUUCCGAUCAGAGAUUGGACGAGGCUACUCGUAUAAUGUGAGAAUCCAUGGUAGAAUGGGAUGUUAAGGUUUAGAAGUCGGUUGUAAGGGAAUUUGGAAUUUGUGUUACAGUUACAGAAUUCUGAUAUGUUACAGAUUAUUAUACUUUAGGAGCUAAGUAAGCCUAUAUAAAUAAAUCGAGAUUCAGAUAA
Messenger RNA from Spodoptera frugiperda (fall armyworm), 605 nucleotides. RefSeq lists its product as uncharacterized. The record is from RefSeq and is a predicted model, not a curated record. The coding region runs from base 92 to 481 and encodes 129 amino acids. The transcript is spliced from 3 exons. Lineage: Eukaryota; Metazoa; Arthropoda; Insecta; Lepidoptera; Noctuidae.